Candidula unifasciata is the source of this 420-nucleotide messenger RNA. The record is from the annotation of a GenBank genome assembly. Lineage: Eukaryota; Metazoa; Mollusca; Gastropoda; Stylommatophora; Geomitridae.
AUGUCACUAGAAUUACUACAUCUCCUUUUGUCACUAGAAUUACUACAUCUCCUUAUGUCACUAGAAUUACUGCAUCUCCUUAUGUCACUAGAAUUACUACAUCUCCUUAUGUCACUAGAAUUACUUCAUCUCCUUAUGUCACUAGAAUUACUUCAUCUCAUUAUGUCACUAGAAUUACUACAUCUCCUUAUGUCACUAGAAUUACUACAUCUCCUUAUGUCACUAGAAUUACUACAUCUCCUUAUGUCACUAGAAUUACUUCAUCUCCUUAUGUCACUAGAAUUACUACAUCUCAUUAUGUCACUAGAAUUACUUCAUCUCCUUAUGUCAGUAGAAUUACUACAUCUCCUUAUGUCACUAGAAUUACUACAUCUCCUUAUGUCAGUAGAAUUACUACAUCUCCUUAUGUCACUAGAAUAA